GCUACACAAUUAUCAUCACAAAUCACAAUAUUUGUUGAGAUGGCUUCCAAAGUGAUUGCUUCCAUAAGUUUAUGCUUAGUCCUGCUUCUUUUCAUUUCCUCGCAACUGCCCGCUGACUCCGUUAGCCUCACGCCUCAGGAUGGAGUUAAUGAUGCCAAAUACGGAGGUGGUGGUGGUGGCGGAGGUGGAGGCGGAGGCGGUGGCUAUGGAGGCGGAUACGGACACGGCUAUGGGGGCGGAUACGGACAUGGUGGUGGUGGGAACUGCCAUUAUGGUUGUUGUCGUUGCUGCACUUAUGCCGGUGAGAAGGCAUAUGCUCUACCCCAUGCAAAGCCAUAAUUAAAUAAGUCAUGCCAUAUAUAACUAUAUUUCUCUUUUGUUUUUUUUUUCUUUGUUUUCACUUUGUGUUCGAAUAUCAAAUCCACUUGUUCCGUAUGUAAUAUCGAAAGGGGCACUAGUUCCUUGUGUAAUAAUAAUAUCUAUAAUAAUACUCCAGAAUAACUUAAAAGUA
Messenger RNA from Salvia splendens (bonfire salvia), 511 nucleotides. Its product is annotated as abscisic acid and environmental stress-inducible protein-like. The coding region runs from base 40 to 339 and encodes 99 amino acids. NCBI's taxonomy places the organism in Eukaryota, Viridiplantae, Streptophyta, Magnoliopsida, Lamiales, Lamiaceae. The transcript is spliced from 2 exons. The record is from RefSeq and is a predicted model, not a curated record.